Messenger RNA from Dromiciops gliroides (monito del monte), 4312 nucleotides. RefSeq names its product LY6/PLAUR domain containing 6 (gene LYPD6). The coding region runs from base 383 to 898 and encodes 171 amino acids. Gene Ontology annotation, biological process: positive regulation of canonical Wnt signaling pathway. The transcript has 6 exons. Gene Ontology annotation, molecular function: acetylcholine receptor inhibitor activity. NCBI's taxonomy places the organism in Eukaryota, Metazoa, Chordata, Mammalia, Microbiotheria, Microbiotheriidae. The record is from RefSeq and is a predicted model, not a curated record.
CCUCCUCUCCACUCCCCCUCCCCUUCUCUCCCCUCCCGGCCUCCGGCCGCGCGCUGGCUGGGCUCCGCAUUGCACACUCUGGGGGAACCGCAGUGUGCAUUCGUGGGAUGGGGCAGCGGGUUGCUGGAGGCUGGAACCGAUGCGUGGCUCUGUUAACAACUCCUCUCUUCCCUGGCUCUAGUGCUGCCCCCGGAGACUUUCUGAUCGAUGAAGCCCUUAAUCCAGCUGUUAGGAAACCCCCCGGCUCUCACUGCCGCGGAGUAAUGUUGCUCUGUGUGCUUUUUAAGUACAGCUCUUCUGAGGCCCCAGAGUCGCAAUUUCUCUCCAGUAAUAAGGAACGCCUGAUCCCAGGAUCUCUGCAUGAGUGAGGCCCCAGUCUGCAAUGGAACCUUGGCCUGCAUUGGCCUGGGCACUCCUCCUCAGCCUUCUGGCCGACUGUCUGAAAGCUGCUCAAUCCAGAGACUUUACGGUGAAAGACAUUAUCUACCUCCACCCUUCAACCACCCCGUAUCCUGGUGGAUUUAAGUGUUUCACUUGUGAAAAAGCAGCAGACAAUUAUGAAUGCAAUCGAUGGGCUCCAGAUAUCUACUGUCCUCGAGAGACCAGAUACUGCUACACUCAACACAUCAUGGAAACCACUGGAAACAGCAUAUCAGUCACCAAACGUUGCGUGCCUCUGGAAGAAUGCUUGUCUACUGGCUGUGUAGACUUAGAAAAAGAAGGACACAAGGUCUGUACUUCUUGCUGUGAAGGAAAUAUAUGUAACUUGCCAUUACCCCGCAAUGAAACAGAUGCCGUAUUUGCCACAACAUCCCCCAUCAAUCAGACAACUGGCCACUCCCAUCAUGUGUCAGUAAUAAUGUCAUGUCUGUGUGUGUUAUUAGGAUUAACCUCCUAAUAACUCUGAGGUGCCAUUUGUUUAGUGAACCAGGCAGAUUUGGAAGGAGGAUAUAUCCCUAGAUAUGCCAUUGGCCUAACUAUAGCACAUAUUUUAAAUUAUAAUAUUUAAGGAUGUUCCCAUUACUAAGACCUUUAGGUGUCUGGGGACAUGCCAGUCAAGUAUUACUGCUUCAAGUUAGGGAACAAAAAUUACUCCAUUGUGAUCAUCUUGAAUACCCCAAGCCCCUUUUUAAACCAGACUGUUCCCAGCAUGCACUUCUGAGUUCUGUAUCCCAAAACCUUUUUCCUCUCUGAUCUGGCUCUAUAUUUGUUUAACUGCAACCACAAAUUCAUGUUUAGAAUUUUCCUUUAGUCUUAAUGGAAAGCCUUUUGAUUGGGUAUCUGGAAGAGUUAAGUUACCUUACACAAGUGAGAACUAUAUAAAAACAAACACAAAACUCCACAGAGAUAAUUUAUCUAAGGAUCAGGUCCAUCUCUGUUCAUUUUGAGAGGUAGCAAGAAUUAUAAAGAUAUUGGUGUACAUGGAGAGGAUUUAGGAGAAAAGUUCAACCCCAAGCAUAUCUGGGUCAAAUAUUUAUACCAUGACUAUGCUUGGCCCUGUGUGUAGGGCUCUGUCUAGAGUUGUUGGGAAUUCUAGCUUCUGUCCAUUUUCCUCACAUCAAUCAAGUAUUUAUUUAAUGCCUACUAUGUGCCAGGCACUGGACAGGCAUUGAGUAUACAAAUAAUGAAACAGUCUCUUUCUUGUAAUGAAUUUAGAAACUACACUUCAAUUGAAGUCCCUGUGUAGGGUUCUCUAUAACAGGAAUGAAAAGCCACUGGGGUUUUUUCCCACUCCUGAUCCCAGUAGAACAGAGGUUGAAGGAAGGAGGAGCUUGGGGGAUAGCACCAUUCCCUCUGAGCCCAGGAAGGGACUCACUCAGUCAUCCCUCUCCUGCACUCACAGGGGAGACUAGAGCCAGUUAAAUAGCAGUAGAGUCACCCUUCUACCUGUGGUUCUUCUACCACUGAAUUCCCAUAAUCCUCACAGAGAUAAAUGAUUGAAGCACUGGGACAGAACCAUUGGUUGAUAUCUGUGGACUGGGAGGCAGGGAAGAAAUAUUGGGUAUGAGUAGGUGGGGGGGAAAGGUGCUAUGUGAGAGUAGGUAAAGGGGCCUUAGCAAUUGCAAACUCUCCUUUUGGGGGGAUGUUUGCUCCUGAGGUAGAUAGAGGGUGAAGUUUUCACCAUUCUUAGGUAUAUUUUUUACAUUCUAUGUUGCUAUUUUUCUUUUUUCUUGUAAAUCAUUUAUACAAUAUUUAUUUUUCUAUGACAUAACUAAAAAUAUAAUGUAUUAUAAAAAAUUCCAUUGUUCAGACCAUGUUCAGAGAGGUUAUUUUUAAAGAGCAGUAAAGCGUGUAAUAUAUUUUUGUUGAAAGUCAUCAAUUAUCCUUUGCACCAAUGCUGAAAAAGAGUUGCCUUGUGUUGCAUGAGCUAAGUGUGUUUUAUCUCAAAAGAUAUUGUAGGAUGGUUUCCUCAGCAGGGUUGCACUAGGAACAUUUGCACACGAUAAUCAUUAUUGUCCUGAGUUUCUGCGUAGAUUCACACUGAGAGUGCAGGAUGAAACAGAAUGGAACCUCUGCUAAUGAAGAGGAAAACAGCACCAGGGUCCAAGUGCCACAGUCAGGGAGAUGUCUCUGAAAAUAACUUAAAAGUGCUGCAUCCAUUUGAAGAGUGGGAAUUUUUUGGCUAUAAAGUCCUAAAGAAUUUAACAUGGAAUCUUUCUUGGGAAUAAGGAGGCAAUGUGGUACAGUGGAAAGAACACUGUCCCUGGAGUCAGAAGACUCAGGUUCAAAACCUGCCUUUUCAAAACCUGUGUGACCUUGGACAAGUCACCUAAUUUCCCUAGACUUCAAUCUCCUCAUAUGUAAAAUUAGGAAGUUGGAUGUAAAGAAUUCAUUGUUAAUUGAGGUUUUAAUGCCUCGGGGCGCACACUGGCCUGGGGCAUAAAAACCUCAAUUAACAAUUAAUUCUUUACAUGGAUUAGAUGGCCUCUGAUAUUCAUCUAGCUCUAGCUCUAUGAUGUGAUCUAAGAUGGAAUUUACUAUUUGAGACAUUGGGCCUUAGGAUGCUGCCUCUUGACAUUCUUUUUAAGAGAGAUACUGCCUGUGUAUCAACAUACACUUGAGGCAAGUGAGUGAGCAUUCAGCUGAAUAAUGGCAAAGAGCCUUAGAAUGUUUACCAUGAAAGGUACCCUAGAAAUUAUGAUGGAUACUGGAGAAAUAGAGCACUUAACGUUCAGUGUUGGUGGUUUUGCUAUAGCGGCCUAAAGCAAGGUCUCUCCUAUUCACUUUAAAUGUGGCUUGAUUUAAUCCAGUUUCUAAUGGAGCCCCAGUAGAGCAAUGGGGACAGUUCUUGGAGCUCAUCUCUAAAGGUCACAGAAGUUUAUUCACAACAUCAAACUACCUCAGAGUAUAAUUAGGCAUUUUUCCCAAUAGGCUAUGGGGCAACCUAUUCUCUUUGCAGUUUUAGGUGUUCAUGUUUGGGAUAAGACUAUUAAGUCUUGGAGAGGGUGUAAUCUACAUUGGUAAAGGUGAUACUAAUGAAAUCACAGGUCCUUUUGAUGUAUAAGGAUGUGGAAGGAAACAGUGAUGAACUAUCCACCCCUCGGAAACUCUGUCCAGUGGCCUGACAUCAUGGACUUUUACCAACCUGCUUUGUGGAAGUCGUCUAACCCUGCCCAGGCAGGCAGCCAUCAAUCCAGAACUCUGACCUGACCAUUUGCUUCUUUCUGUAUGUCUGCCUCAUUCCUCUUGCUGAAAGAGGUGACAUUUUGAUGUUGCUACUAAAGAUGCUAUAAAAUAUAAUGGAGGUGUUGAUGUCCUUCAUGUCUACAAAUAGAUUUGCAUGCAUGGGUCUCUCUCCCUUGAUUGCUUUUAAAGUAAUGCAUGGCACUUUGAGUAAGAGACAAAACACAAAUGUUGGUCCCCACUGAAUGAAGAGGUCAUACAAAGGCCUUCCUGGCUACGUAUCGUGCAGGAUCCGUUAGCCUGGGUGGUCAAAUCCAUGUCCUUGAAUAAUAUCUCUAAGCCAGGGUUUAUCAACAGAUCUGAAAACCUGGUACUGCAUGCAUCCAUUAGGAUGGGUUAUGGGGGGUUUUCUGUACAAAAGAAUGCAGUAAGCUAUACAUUCCAGGCCUUCCCUACAACCUAGAGUAGCCCACCAAGGGACAGGUCAUCCACAUGAAAGGCACAUUGCUAGUCUGGCCUUUCUACGACAUUAAUUCUAGAAAAUGCCACCAUCAGCAGCUGCAUGAAGUACAAAGAGCAGUCAUGUGUAUUUAAUUCCUAUAUGUCAUCUAUUUAUUUUUAGAUUCUCCACAACAUUCUCAUUUUAAAAUGGGCUUGAUGGAUAUCUAAAUUUUGUAAAUACUGUACA